Messenger RNA from Colletes gigas, 1397 nucleotides. RefSeq lists its product as uncharacterized. Lineage: Eukaryota; Metazoa; Arthropoda; Insecta; Hymenoptera; Colletidae. The transcript has 3 exons. Bases 85 to 1254 code for a protein of 389 amino acids. The record is from RefSeq and is a predicted model, not a curated record.
UCCGACGUCGGUCGAUCGGGAACGCGACUCCCGGGUUGGGAAAGUUUUUGCCUGAAAUCGGUUGGUUCCGCGAGAAAAUUCAAAAUGGUGGGAAAGGGUUUGUUGUUGCUGAUGGUUGUUGGCCUCGCGCGUGCUCGCGACUCCUCGAAGAACGUUUCUGCGACGAUCGGCGACUCCUCGAUCGGGAACGCGACGGAGAAGUUGCUGGUGGUGAAACCGACCAAGGUCGUCGAGUGGAAGAGCGGUCGUCAGCGGUGGUCCAAAGACAGCUACCUGGAUGCGUGGAGACACUCCAGGACCAGCACUGACCCACGCGAGGGUGUCGUCGCGACGGACGCGACCGGUUCAGGGUCCCCUCAGCGUAGGAGGGAAUACACACUGGGUCCCAUUUACGUGUCAAAAGAGCCCGAAAGCACCGCGACUGCUCCACGGAUCGUUCACGGUUCGAUCGAUCGAGACUCGUUCUCGAUGGCCCCGAGCGACUCGUAUUCCCUCCCAACGCGGACAGCUGGCGACUUUGGCGGGCCCCAAAACUCAUAUGGGCCACCACAACCACCCCAAAGCUCCUACGGGCCACCGCAAAUGCCCCAAAGCACCUACGGGCCACCGCAACCACCCCAAAGCUCCUACGGGCCACCGCAACCGCCUCGAAUUUCGUACGGUCCACCUUCCAACGGUUAUUACGGAGACCCUUCCGGCGGUUCAUACUUGCCGCCACAGCAAGGUGAGGGACGAGCGUACGGGCCACCGUCGAACGUUUACGGAGCCAGCGUCCCCUACGGCAAUGGCGUACCCCACGGAAUGGCGGAAUCGUCGCAUCUGGGGCUCCCUUCGAUCGACUUCUCCUGGCCGUUCGCGCUCAAGUUGAACGCCUUCACCUUGGCCAAGAUUCUCCUCAAGCUGGUCAUCUUCAAGAUGAUCGUCAAGUUCAUCGCGGUGAUCUGUCUGCUGCUGUUCAUCCCGAAGCUCGAGAUCAAGAAGGACAAGGGGGACAUGGAGGACGAGGGACGCCAUUUUUCCAAGGCGGAUUCCAGGUUCGAGAACGAGCUGAACGUCUUGACGUCGUUCGUCAGCAACGCGGUGGACAAAUAUCAGAAGCUGAACGAGACUAGAUCGCGCUCGAAGUCGGAGUUUGCGACGCUGGGGCGUCGACUGCACGGUGCAUUCAGUUACCGUGAAACCUGGCGAUAUUACGAGCAGCUGCUGAAGAGCUACGUCUCGGAGGAAACUCGUCCGCUAUCGUCGAACUCCUAGCGUCGCGACGUAACGUCCACAUCCCCCUCGCGUAUUUAUUAUUUAUUCGCGACGCGCUCGUCCGUCCGUUUCGCGGGAAACGAAUAAAUGGAAAUUACAGGUCGCGUCGUAGAAUCCUCCUUCUUGCCUUCCACUUCGUUCCA